Molecule: messenger RNA, 323 nt
Organism: Racocetra persica
Lineage: Eukaryota; Fungi; Glomeromycota; Glomeromycetes; Diversisporales; Gigasporaceae
Source: the annotation of a GenBank genome assembly
UUAAAGAGGAGUUUAAUACCAGAAUAUCAUCAACUCAACAGAUAGAGUCUAUUAAUGCAAUAGUAUAUAAAUAUGUUAAUUUGCAUUUAACAUUGAGAGAAUUUUUUAAUGGAAUACAAAAGUUGUUAGCAUCUGAACUUCAAAAGGCCAAAUAUAGAGAUUAUUUAGAAAGUUUACCUUAUAAUAUUAAUGCAGUUGAUACUAUCUCUUGUAUUGAAGAUUAUUCAGAUAGAAGACAAGUUGCUCUUAGAUCUCUUAUCAAGCGUAUUGAUCCUAAUAAUAUAAUUAGAAUUUGGGAAGUUCAAUAUAUGGGAACCAAUACU